UCAUAAAUGACAGAUGUAGUGGUGGAUUAUCUCUCAUUAUUUGUUUUAUCAUAGCACUGUAAACAUGAUGGACUCUAGCUUAGUCGCUGUCUUCGUCUUAAUGGGGAUCUACUGCACCUCUUCCCAGCCCGCCCCCCUGUCGUGUCCAGAGGUCAACUGCGACUGUCCCUACGGCACGGAGUGGACCCUGGACCUGUACGGCUGUGCUGUUUGUCGCUGUAAGUCAACCAUCCAGGCCUGUCCAGUCAUCACCUGCACGGGUAUCACGUGUCCGAACGGUCUGCAAACAGACGACAACAACUGUCCGGUCUGCGCAUGUCAAGCAGACGAGUGUCUCCAACUUCCGUGUCACGCGACUGACCAGUGUCCGGCUGGUUUCGCCACUGACCAGCGAGGCUGUAAGACCUGCCAGUGUAAGCCAGAGUGUGACGUCAGAUGCCUGUUCUUGUACUGCCCCUACGGUCAGGUGACGGACGCCGACGGGUGCGAGGUGUGUGAAUGUGAGGCGUGUCCCCAGCUAGACUGCUCGGGUGUCGACUGCCAGGGGCGGUUACUCCUCUCGACAGAUUCACGCGGCUGUGCUGUGUGUGACUGCCUCCCCGCGUCCUGCCCGCUGCCCGUCUGCCCGGACGGGGUGUGUGGGGGAGGAUUUACCUUCGAGCAAGACGACAACGGCUGUACGGUCUGUCGCUGCCAGCGAGGUCAAUGCCCGCUGCCCGUCUGCCCGGAACUGUGCGGGGACCUCGUCGUCCUUGACCGAGACCACAACGGAUGUGACGUGUGCUUGUGUCAGCGCGUGGACUGCCCGUUCCUGCCCUGCCCCGCGGCGUGUAGGUCAGGCCUCAGGGUGCGGACGGACGAGAGGGGAUGUGAGGUCUGUGAGUGUGCGCCGGUCAAAUGUCCUGAUGCAGCACAAUGUCCUGUCGCCUGUCCUGCGGGGGUCGUGCAGGAAAAGGACCAGGACGGCUGUGAGGUGUGUAGGUGUGCUGCCGUGUGUCGUCCACCGCAGUGUCCGCCGUGUGCUGGUGACGUCACUUUCAGCAAGGACAUUUAUGGAUGUGACAUUUGCGAAUGUCACCCAACAUGUCCAGCGCCCUCUUGCCCUGACCUUUGCCCCCACGGCCACGCCCACGGCACAGACGCCAACGGCUGCCCCACCUGCCAAUGUCAGCCGCCAUCUUGUGGGCGUUUCACCUGCAACCUCCGCUGCUCCCGUGGUUUCCAGGAAGAUUCCAGAGGAUGCCCAGUGUGUCGGUGCAAAUGUCCAGAGGACAGGUGUACUUGUCCAUUCUUGACCUACUGGACUUUGGACAGGGAGGGUUGCAGAAGGUGUUUCUGUUAUUACGGCCCUGACCUAGAUUCUGAUGAGAUGUAGGUCGACACGCUUGAAUAAACACUGACGUCAUAACCUUAAAUGUGUGCGU
Molecule: messenger RNA, 1424 nt
Organism: Physella acuta
Lineage: Eukaryota; Metazoa; Mollusca; Gastropoda; Physidae
Product: cysteine-rich motor neuron 1 protein
Cellular component (GO): plasma membrane
Molecular function (GO): serine-type endopeptidase inhibitor activity
Source: RefSeq, a predicted model, not a curated record